This is a messenger RNA of Pangasianodon hypophthalmus (striped catfish), 6844 nucleotides long. RefSeq names its product v-ski avian sarcoma viral oncogene homolog a (gene skia). The record is from RefSeq and is a predicted model, not a curated record. Gene Ontology annotation, biological process: negative regulation of BMP signaling pathway. The transcript has 7 exons. Bases 794 to 2995 code for a protein of 733 amino acids. Gene Ontology annotation, molecular function: DNA-binding transcription factor activity, RNA polymerase II-specific; RNA polymerase II cis-regulatory region sequence-specific DNA binding; SMAD binding. Lineage: Eukaryota; Metazoa; Chordata; Actinopteri; Siluriformes; Pangasiidae. Gene Ontology annotation, cellular component: nucleus.
AGGGAGAGAGAGAGAGAGGGAGAGAGAGGGAGGGAGAGAGAGAGAGAGGGAGGAAAAAUCUGCAGCGGAGACACAAACAGAGCUGUUUGGAAAUUAAACUCAGUUACUGAAGAGAUUUUUGGAGAAUUUUUUGGAGCUUUGGUGAAGCCGCGAGCACUUUUCUUUCUUUUCUUUCUUUUCUUUUCUUUCUUUUUUUUGGAAGCGCGAGGAGCAAAAACAGCAUUUACACACCGGGAGUGUGAAGAGCGCGAGACCUUUUAAUCCUCUGGGAAUCCGUUUGCUAAAACAAACAAACAAACAAACAGACAGACAGACAGACAGACAGAAAGAGAGACAGACAGAUAGAGAGAGAGAGACAGACAGAUAGAGAGACAGACAGAUAGAGAGAGAGAGAGAGAGAGAGAGAGCGCGCGCGCGCAGGAGGCGGCGGCGGAGCAGCAGUGCAGCGGGAGGCGGAAUGCACGCGGGGCUGCCGGGGGAAGGGCAGCGGUUUGCAGUGAGCACCGGAGCCCCGGGACUCGGCGCUCAUCACCGGCACUCAGCGCGCAGCAGGUCGCUCCGCCUCGCGGGUCCCGCGUCUCUCUGAUCCCCCGCGCGGGAUUUAAUCCACCGCCUUUAGCUGAAGCAGGAUUUGGCACCGGAGCAGGAGAAUUUUAUGGACACUUUGAUGUUUUUAAUUCCCCGCCUCGGACCGGAGGAAGUUAAUGACUGGCCUUUAAAGCUUUAAGAAAAAGGGAUUUUUUCAGCUGCAGUUAUUUUAGUUUAGAAUAAAAGAAUAAAUCCAGCUCAGUAAAUGAUGGAGGCGGUGACGCGGCCGAUUUUUCAGCCUCAUCCGGGACUGCAACAAACUCUGAAGCAGUUCCACCUCAGCUCCAUGAGCUCCCUGGGCGGCCCCGCGGCUUUCUCCGCGCGCUGGCAGCACGAGCUGUUCGGUAAGGACGGAGAGGAGCUGGAGCGCGCGGCGGCGGCGUCGGUGGCGGCGGCUGCGGCGGCGGCGGCGGCGCACGUGCCCCCGCCGAGGCCGCCCCCGGUGCUUCCGGUGCCGCUGUUCAUGGCGAGUGACCGGAGCACGGAGCGCUGCGAGACCCUGCUGGAGGGAGAGAGCAUCUCGUGCUUCGUGGUCGGCGGCGAGAAGCGGCUGUGUCUGCCGCAGAUCCUCAACACGGUGCUGCGCGACUUCUCCCUGCAGCAGAUCAACGCCGUGUGCGACGAGCUGCACAUCUACUGCUCGCGCUGCACCGCCGAGCAGCUCGAGAUCCUCAAGGUCGUCGGCAUCCUGCCGUUCUCCGCGCCGUCCUGCGGCCUCAUCACCAAAACGGACGCCGAGCGCCUGUGCAACGCGCUGGUGAGGCCGGGCGCGCGCUCCCGGGGCGCCAAGGAGCUGGAGGUGAAGGGCUUCAAGGUGUACCACGAGUGCUUCGGGAAGUGUUCGGGGAUCUUCGUGCCGGAGCUCUACACGAGUCCCGGGGCCGAGUGCAUUCAGUGCGCGGAGUGCGGGGUCAUGCACGCGCCGCACAAGUUCGUCGUGCACGGGCACAAGGCUCUGGAGAACCGGACUUGCCACUGGGGCUUCGACUCGGCCAACUGGAGAGCCUACGUUCUCCUGAGUCCCGAGUACGGCGAGAAGGAGGAGAACGCCAAGCUGGAGGCGCUCCUGCACGAGCUCAAGGAGAGGUUCGACUUCGCCAACAAGUACAAGAGGAGAUCUUCAGGGGUCCUGGAUGUGGUUCCCAUUAAAAAGUCCAAGCAUGAUGAUUUCUCUCACUCGCCCUCGGCAGAUAAAGACAAGAAACCUGAUUGGCUGCGCUCUCUCUCUGCCUCGGCCAAUAAGGGUUUUAACUGCAUUCAGCCGCGACAGAGAGUGUCCGCGUUCAGGCCCUGGUCCCCGAACAUCACCGAAAAGGACGGAGCCACAAAAGCAGCUAGCGUGCCACGGGACAGUUUUUAUAACUAUAAGUCUCUGGAGAACUCGGUGGCUCCGAACGUGGCUCUGCCUCCGAUGCAGAAGGGGGCGCCGGCGUCGCUGUCGGUCCUGAGCGGCGCGAGCCGCGGCGAGGAGCGCACCGAGGGACACGGGAAGACCAGGAAGAGGAGGAUAACCGGCGAGGGUCACCCAGGACACGCCCCCUCCGGCCACGCCCAGCAAAGCCACGCCCUAUCUCGAGCACCUCCACCAAUGACGGAGGAGCGAGACUCGGACGUGGAGGUCGAGGUUCGAGAUGAAGUGACCUCCUCGCUGUCGUCCCUCUCGUCUCCUUCGUUCACGUCCUCCAGCUCCGCUAAGGAGCUCAGCUCUCCCGGAGUCGCAGGGGUCACGGGGGUCGCCGAGGUCACCGCGGGGUCGGGGUCGGGGUCCGGGGCGGAGAGCCAGGUGGGCGGAGCUUCUGUGGACUCGGAGCUGGACACCCUGAGACAGGCGCUGGACGGAGGAAUGGAGUCGCGCGAGUCGAAGGAGAAACUCCUGCACGAGAUCCUGAAGAUGAGGGUGAAGCAGGAGGAGAAGCUGGGCUCGGCUCUGCAGGCCAAACGCAGCCUGCAGCAGGAGCUGGAGUUCCUGCGUGUGGUGAAGAAGGAGAAGCUGCGUGAGGCGAGUGAAGCUAAGCGCGCUCUGCGUAAGGAGAUGGAGCGACUGCGAGCCGAGAACGAGAGGAAGAUGAAGGAAGCGAACGAGACUCGAGCUCGACUCAGCAGAGAGCUGGAGGAGGCCAAGCAGCUGCGCAAGUGCGACAAAGGCUGCGAGUCAGCGCGCAUGCGCUCCAAGUACUCUGCUCAGAUCGAGGAGCUGCAGAUGAAGCUCCAGCUGGCCGAGGCAGAUCGUGAGCAGCUCCGCUCUGAGCUCCAGCAGGAACGUGAAGCUCGUCAGCACCUCGAGAGGGUCGUCAAAGAUCUACAGGAUCAGCUGUGGCCCAAACCCGAGGAGGAAACACACACAGAGCUGAGCGGGAAAACUCCAUCAGCUUCAUCUGCUUCAAACGCUAAAGAGUCCGACAAUUAACACACACUCUGUCUGUAGACACACACACACACACACACAUGCAGUAAUCAUGAGGAGCACGAGGAGAGAGACGCUGUACAGUGACUGAAGACGUUGAAAUGAAAAAGAUGAAGAAGAAAGACGGAUGUGUAAAAUGGAAGAAGACACUUAAGUGGAAAAUCGGAAGUGUGUGUUACGGAUGUGAGCAGAGACUCGCGCUUCCUCGUCAGCUCCCGGGAUGCACUGAUCCUGACUCGGAAUUUCUGACGUCGAGAUGAACACAGGACACGAAAUGUUUCAUAUCACACUUCAACUUUUUAAUCACGGUUUACAGAAAGAGCACGAUGUUGUAUUUGUAAAAUUCUGUGCAAAGCGAUGCCUAUGUUAGCAUUUUUUAAAAAAUUACACCGUGCCCGUUUGCUAGCGUGUUUACGGUAAACCUGCUACUCCUGGAAUUACGGUAAUGUGGUGUGACAGAUGGGAUCAGUGCAUCGCUGUGAAACUUUAUAUCAUAUCACAGUAAAUAUAAACACGGUUGAUAUUAAAAACAUAAGCACAAACAUAUUCUUGUGCUUAAGACUUUUUAAAAAAAAAAAAAAACAGAGGCUUUUAUACACAUUUAAAAUCGAUUCUUUACACGAGGAAGAAACUUCGGAGACGAAUAAUUCUCGUCAUCUCUUCGUUAACCGUUAAGAAAGUGUGUGUUUUUACACUCUCCUCUUUUUGUAACAGACUAUUUAUCAGACGAGUUACGAUACAAAAACAAAAAUUUCUUUUUUGAAAAUUUUUUCAAAGAAAUCGUAUCUCUGUGUCGCUUGCUAUCGUUGCUAUUACAUCAUUUCUUAAUAAACACACACACACACACACACACUUGUACCUGAGCGCGUUUGGGUCAAAACCUCGUAAGUGUAUCUUAAAAAGAUAGUUGAGUGUGUGUGUGUGUGUGUGUGUGUGUGAGACGCUAACAGCUUCACUGUGCAUAUCCACCGUUGCGACGCUAACAGUUAGCAUCAUGCUAAAUCAUGGCGGCCAUGUUUUUUCGUAGGGCUGUUUUUAAAAAAAAAGCGACAGAAUGUUCUUUUUAAGUAAAUUAUAUGUAAAUAUGAAUGUUUUUUUCUUUUUUUUAACUUUACAAUAAUGAAUCGCACUUUGUCAUAACGAGAUCCUGCGUAAAAAAAUGCAUUAGCCUCUCUGUACCUUUAUUUCAGAGUUUAGCCUCCAGGAGUAUAGAAAAUAAAAAAAAUAAAUAAUAAAUAAUAAUAAUAAUAAAAAGCAUUAUGUUGAUUAUAUGCAACACAGUUACAUGCAAUGUAAUCCUAUGUUUAAGGCAGAAAUAUUGUAAAUAAACAUUUCAGAACAAAAAAGAGGGUCUUUAUGCUCUGCUUUGCUGAAACACUUCUCUAAACAAACUCAAAUUAAAUUUUUUUUUUUAUUUUAUUUCUACAGUCAGUCCAGAAGUGUGAGAGCUGUUUAUUCUUUUCUUAUUUUAUCAGCUAUUAAACUCAAAUAACAUUCAACAUUGUGCCGGUAAUCAACAAUAAGAAAUUAAAGCUAGCUUUGUUUCCGUUAUCUUUGUUCAGUAAGCUAGCUAGCAUUAUGCUGAACUACACUGACUUAACAAACUCAGCUAGCUAGCUAAGCUAUCUAUCUAUCUAUGUUAUUAAAUAUAGCGAUAUAUUUACUCACUCACUUUCCAUAACUGCGUUUAUAGUUAAAUAUUAAAGUAGCUAAACCAGUAGCUAACUAGGAGUUAGCUACUAUCACUAUAAAAUAAAAUAAAUAAAACAUCUGAAACACUGCAGAAGCGAGACGUAACCCGGGAAUGCGUCAUUGUAGUUUACGAUCUUAGCACGAUAAUGGAUUAUGUAAAAGGUUACUGCCAUGUUUUCGGAUUAUAAGAGAUGUUUUAUCCUCUAGCAGGUGACGAUACGUACGGAAAAGCAACGUGUGUUAUCAGUUAUACGUUAUCUUGCGCUAUAUGAGCGGUUACGCUAGUUUGUGGAAAAUAACCAUCAGAGCUAACUUUGUGCUAAUUAGUAAGUCUGUUGUGUUACAUUUCGCCAAUCAGGCUUCACUAAACAUCAUAGCUGCGUCGCCUGCUAACGUGCUCGAGCGAGAUAAUAACAUAGCUCUAAUACGUUAUCUCAGCCAAUCAGAGCGCAGGUUUCAUGUUUAUAUUGUUGAAUGGUGAGGGACGUGUUUGCGUGUUUGCUAGCUGAUAAAAUAAAAACAUUUCUCAGACUCUCGGAGCUGAACUGUACGAGUGUGAGCUACGCUGACACUCGCGCUCUGAGCCGUUAUUGCUGUUAUUCAUGUACUUUGAGCAUUUUUUUAAAAAUGUUUUCAAUAAACAAUUUUUUUUCUUAUGCAUGACAUUUUAAAGAAUUUAAAAAUAAUCUGCUGUUUGUGUAAUGAUCAUUAUCGGGCAUUAAUAAUGUUUAUAUAAUAGUUUAUUGUGUUAAUUACAUUUAUACAGAAAAUAUUCAUUAAAAUAACUCCAACUACACACACACACACACACACACACUCACACACACACACACACACACACUCACACACACUCACACACUCACACACACACUCACACACACGCAAUAUUCAUUUAGCUAAAUGCUAAAAGCUACACAUGAUGCGGGUGUGUGGUGAAUUUUUUAUUUUUUUUUGCAAACAAUUUUAUCCAAAUUAAAUGCACACUGAUGUUCAUUUUGCCAUAAAUAAAUAAAUAAAUAUAUAACUAACUAACUAAAUAAAUAAAUAAAAACUCCUUGCAAAAAUUGUGCAAAAAUUCACAAUUCAAUUUUAAAUGUCUUUUUUAACAUUUUAAAAAUAUUUCCUUUUUAAGAAUUUACGUAAUAUAUAAAGCUACAGAGAUCUCCACAUUUAUAAAAUAAAAAAAUUAAAGCCUGGUGUUGUUCUUUUUGCGAGUUUGAACAGAAAACACGGCGAUUUUGUAGUUUUUCACUCUAAAAGAUGUGUGUACUUUAACUUUCAUGUUUUUUUUUCUUUUAUAUAUAAAAAAAUGAGAAAUUUUGCUAAAAAUUUGGUAAAAUUGUUUCUAAACGAGAGCCAUUCUUUUGCUAAUAACAGCAAUAACAGGACAUGCGUUAGAUACACAAACUGUAAAUAUUUUUUUAAAAGAUAGAUUUUACAAUGUUGUAUUAUAAAUAUAUCUUGUGUUUGUUUUUUUUAAAGAAAAUAUUCAAUAGUUGUUUUACAAAACAAUUUCAUUGCUACUUUACAAGCUUAGUUUAUUUUGUGCAUUUUUUUGCCUUUAUUUUGAAUUUCAAUACUUUUUUUAAAUUGUUUAGUACCGUCUGUAUCAGUUCAUUUUAAUUUCACGGUCAUCAGUAUUUUAUUUUUUUAUUUUGCUCCUCCGUAACGAGGCACGUGCGCAGUCACGUUAUCGUGAUUUUUACGAUAUUAUUACGAUAUUUAUCUGGUGCACAGAAUCUGUCCGAAAGAAAAAGAUUUAUGAAACUGGAAUGUGAUAAUAAUAAUAAUAAUAAUAAUAAUAGUAAUACUGUUGUUUUGCGUGGUGAAAUAUCGUAAUAAUAUCGUAGAUGUGAUUCCGAGCACGUGCCCGACCCCACAGGAAGUUCGUUUGUUGCGUCUCAGCCCUUCACUGCUGCUAUAACGAAAUGUUAUAAACGUUACAGUUUUACAGCAAGCCUAUUUUUAUGUACGAGAUUAAAAUUACGCUUUGUUUAUUAACGCCGCAGAUAUAAAAAUAAAAUCUUUCCCUCUUUAUUUCUUCUUUUUCUGCAUAUAGACUGUAAGAUAAAGGACUUUAUGAGACUGCGCUAUAAACCGCAUUGAGAAAAUGUACAGUGUAAAGAUGCAUUAAUCAGAAAUAAAACUGUUUGUCUUAAA